Messenger RNA from Gastrolobium bilobum, 944 nucleotides. RefSeq lists its product as uncharacterized. The transcript has 4 exons. Lineage: Eukaryota; Viridiplantae; Streptophyta; Magnoliopsida; Fabales; Fabaceae. The coding region runs from base 98 to 532 and encodes 144 amino acids. The record is from RefSeq and is a predicted model, not a curated record.
AUUUUGCUACCAACAAAUUUUUGGAAAGGCAAAGAAGGAAGGGGAUAAGGAAGCAGAGAGAGUAAUAGUUGGUGGAUAGAACAGGAUAAUUAUCUGAAUGGAUCUUGUUCUUCACCACCCUAUAUCACUUCCUUGCUUCUCUCACAAUGUGAAGUCACAAUUGCAAGGAAGGAGAUUGUCCACUGUCUCAUAUGCACUGCCUGAAACUGCAGCUUCAGUGGCAGUUGCUGCAACUCUUGUUGGUGCAGCGGCCACUCUUCUUGUUAGGAGAUCCAAAGCUUCUGAGUCAUCACAGAUUCAAUAUAAAGUAUGCGAAGAUUGUGGAGGUUCUGGUAUAUGUUCAGAAUGCAAUGGUGAAGGAUUCGUGCUUAGGAAACUUUCUGAGGAAAGUGCUGAGAGGGCAAGACUGCAAUCUAAGAAUAUGGCUACUCGAUUCACAGCUGGGCUUCCAAAGAAGUGGAGCUAUUGUACAAAGUGCUCUUCUGCUCGAUCCUGUUCUUCCUGUAGUGGCAGUGGGAAGCUAAGCUACUAGGUUAGCUCUUUUUCCCAGUUCAAAAGCCACAGAGCCUCCGCAUUACAUAUGGUCUUCUUGAAAUCACAAUUCAGAAUGAGAUAACAUAAUGAACUAGAGCUGGUGAGUGAUUAGCAUUCACUUGUUUUACUUUAUCUAUUCUCCAUGAAGCAAAAUUUUAUGUAUAUAUAUUUCAAUGGCAGUGUAUAGUAUGCUUUUGUUGCAUAUGCAGAACUAUAUAGGCUUUGAGUUGAAAUGCACCAUGUUGGGUGUUGAGAGAAUAGAAUUUUAAUCUACUGUCACUAUUUAUGAAGAAGAGUAAUGAUAUUUGCAUAAACUUACACACUCUUCAUAUAUUCCCAUGCAAGUUGUUGGAUAACACCCUGAUCCCAUGUAACUUUUCUUAAUCAUUCAGAUUGUGUACAUUCCCCAC